UUAUAGUGACCUUGAAUGUAAUACUGUGAUCUUUUGUGCCUGAUGAGGAGGGUAUAUAAACCGUAGGAUAUACACUCUGGCAGCACAUCUACAAACAUCAGAAGACGUUCCACAGAGUUACUACAUGUCUACAGGGCACCAGACAGCCUCGGCUCUAUCAGAAUUACGCGACAGUGUAGAUCUAACAACCCACCACGAUGCUCUCCGCACUCUUCAAUCUGAUUGAUCUUCAAACCGUUUUGAUCUUCCUUUGUGUCACCUUGGGGAUGUUGAAAUUCAUGAAAUUGGCACAGGAAAAACACCGCUACAAACUGCCACCUGGGCCUCUGGCUUUUCCUCUGAUCGGCAAUCUUAUCCAGCUGGCAGGGAAAAGUAAUAUCUUCAGGACCUUCGACGAAUACGGUAAAACAUACGGGGACAUGUUCACGAUCUACAUAGGCGGUAUGAGGACAGUUGUGGUCACAUCUUAUGACAAAAUCCACGAGGGACUCGUGGACAAAGGGAAAAGUUUAAUUGGGCGGCCAAACGAUUUGUACAUUGUGGAUAAAAUCUUCCAGAGAAAAGGUGUUAUCUGGAGCUUAGGUGAUGUUUGGCGUGAUACCCGGCGGUUUGCUCUCAUGUCUCUCCGUGACUUUGGGGUGGGCAAGACGAGUCUGGAGGAGCGGAUCCAGGACGAGGCUGACCUGCUUAUGACGGAAAUCCGGGCCUGCAAUGGCCGGCCGUUUGUGCCGAGGAAAUUCUUGUCAAUGGCGGUGAUGAACAUUAUGUGUGGAAUCAUCCGGGGUUCUCGGUAUGAGAAGGAUGACCCUGUGUUUAAGGAACUAUUGAAAAUGUUGGAAUUCUUGUUCAAGAACGCUGGGCUGCAGGUGCCCGAGAACUUCUUCCCGUUACUGCGCUAUCUGCCUAUCGGUUCACCGGCGAAAGAACUGGUGCAAAAUGAUAAUGCCCUAAGGAAGGUAAUCCGAGAGGAGAUACAGAAACACAGGGAGACGUUUGAUGAGGAAAAUAUCAGAGAUUUCAUGGACCUGUAUCUUAAAAUGACGAAAGAAGAACCUUGGAACCCUUCUUUCACAGAGGACAAUGUAUUUCGAACAAUUGUCGACCUUUUCCUGGCGGGUUCGGAGACAACUGCGGCCUCUUUGAACUGGCUGGUGCUCUAUAUGGUCAGGUACCCGGAUGUACAAAAGCGAUGCCAGCAGGAAAUCCAAAAGGUUAUUGCCUCGUCCAGAAAAAUUGGCCUGAAGGACAGGCAUUCAUUACCUUAUGUGUCUGCAACCAUCCAUGAGUUACAGAGAAUUGCUAACACUGCCCCCAUCACAGUUCCCCAUAAAGCCAUAGAAGAUGUAGAGAUAGGAGGCUACUUCCUGCCUAAAGACACCAUUAUCGUAUUCAGCAUCUAUGGCGCCCACCGAGACCCCAAAUACUGGGAGAACGCCGAUAAGUUUGACCCCGGGCGCUGGCUUUCUCCGGAGGGCGAACUGAUAAAGCACAAAGCCUUCGUGCCGUUUGGGGAUGGUCCAAGAACAUGUCUGGGGAAAAUUCUAUCAGAAAUGGAACUUUUCUUGUUUUUCACGAACAUAAUUAAGAACUUCACAUUCAAAACAGUUCCUGGUAAAGCGCUUCCUUCGCUGGAGCCUGUACAACGUGGAAUCAGCAUGCAGAUUCACCCGUACGAAGUUGUGGCUGAGGAGAAUGAUAUAUCAUAAACUUCCGACAACACAUUCACAUAAAGAACAUUUGUGUUGUAUGAACACAAACUUGAGCUCUUCUCACAAAAGUCUUGUCAUAUUUGAAAAACUUUAAUCUUGUGUUGACUUUACACAAUGUCUAGUUUGUGUUUUAACAUUUUGAAACACAAAAAUGUGUACUUCACAUUUACUUAUCACGUUUGUGUUGGGGUAACACAUUUCUGUGUUGAAUGAAAGAACACAAGUGUUUUUUUUGUGUGUAGACGUCUAACUGAUGUUAGCCCAACUGAGAACUCAGUGGAAUUACCUUCCUAUUUAACAUUAGGUCGUACAUAUUUUUGUACUUAAAACUGCCUUAUCCUGGAAUACAAGAUAUGCUUGUAUUUGAUGUUAUAUACUUAGUUCCACAAUUAAUACAACGUAGAACUGUAUAUAUGCUCUGUAUACUGCACGACAUGUUAUGAUUCGAGUUACCUAUAUAUUAUCACUGCAUGCGGCGAACUGUACCUUGUCCACACUUUUCGGUUACAGUGUGAAGGAAAGAAAAUGUCCAGUUUAGUGCAGGAGUUGUGAAAUCCUUACGGUAAAAGGUCAGUCAUUUAUAAAAUGACCGCAAAUAAACACGUUUCAUAUUUGGACACAAGAUGUCAACGAAACUAGUUCGUCAACAACCUGUUCAAGGUAAUAAUACAGAUUGUUGCUUCUUAAUUGUUUAAAUGUUAUAUAGGUAAUUGUUGUUGUGUCAACAAUGCUUCUGAGCCUAAGUAUGUGCGCAAGUGUGAAAUAAUAAAUAUCAGAAAAUUCA
Molecule: messenger RNA, 2493 nt
Organism: Liolophura sinensis
Lineage: Eukaryota; Metazoa; Mollusca; Polyplacophora; Chitonida; Chitonidae
Product: cytochrome P450 2H1-like
Exons: 9
Coding region: 198-1706 (502 amino acids)
Biological process (GO): xenobiotic metabolic process
Cellular component (GO): cytoplasm; intracellular membrane-bounded organelle
Molecular function (GO): oxidoreductase activity, acting on paired donors, with incorporation or reduction of molecular oxygen, reduced flavin or flavoprotein as one donor, and incorporation of one atom of oxygen; iron ion binding; heme binding
Source: RefSeq, a predicted model, not a curated record